AUGGAGCAGGGUGUGAGGCAGUCUUUUGAUUAUCGAGUGGAGAAGAGCUGCACCAAUUUACUAAAGGUGAAAUGCAUAUCUCCUAGUUGUGGCUGGUUGUUGCGGGCAAGGAAGUAUUACAACCUCAGACAGAUUUCACAUAUACAAGGUCCAAGCAUAACUGAAAUUCAAAGGAUUGUGUUCAAGGAGUUGCAUUACCGCGCAAGCUACUGGAUGUAUUGGAAAGGAAGUGUAAUUGCAAAGAACAUCAUUCGCGGUACACCGGAGCACGGAUAUGCUUUCUUGCCAGUAUUUGGAGCUUGCAAAAGGGGAUAUCCUCACAUGAGAAAGGUAAUUACCAUCGAUGGCACACAUUUGUAUGGAAAGUACGGGGACGUGUUGCUGAGUGUAGUUGCACAGGACACUGAAAAUCACAUAUUUCCAAUUGGCUUUUGUGUUGUCGAUAAAGAGAACGAUGCUUCUUAUUCCUUCUUCUUCCAAAAGUUGAAGUCUAUCAUAGAAGAUGAACUAGAUAUAUGUGUCAUCUCCGACAGGCACAUUAGUAUCGCGAAUGCCUUCUCCCUUGUAUAUAGUCGUGCACAUCACGAACUUUGCAUGAGGAACCUCGCUGAAAAUCUCCUUGUAAAUCAACAUUCUGGAGAACAUCUUUAUCUAUUCUACGCCGCGGCAAAGACAUAUUCCUUUGAUGAGUUUAGAGAGAAUUUUGAGGAAUUGAAGUAUAGUUGUCUCGAGGCAGCACAUGUCCUUAAAAUUGUGCUUGUUUUUGAAAAAUGGAGUAGAGCACACUUCCCGGGCAAUAGGUACGAUGUGAUGACCACAAAGAUCGCCAAGUCGCACAACUCUAUUUUGAUAAAUGAACGAAAGUACCCCGUGUCGUACAUAUUCAAUUCAAUUGCUAAAAAAUUUGGUGAAAAGAUUAGGGAGCGGUAUGCCUGUGUCGAUGGUAAAAAGAACAUAUUUGUGCCUUGUGUGGAAAAGAAUAAAAGGGAUAACAAAAGUGCGAGCGAUUCCUUAUAUGUGACUAAUCCAAACGGGGUUCUCCACUAG
Molecule: messenger RNA, 1047 nt
Organism: Capsicum annuum
Lineage: Eukaryota; Viridiplantae; Streptophyta; Magnoliopsida; Solanales; Solanaceae
Exons: 3
Coding region: 1-1047 (348 amino acids)
Source: RefSeq, a predicted model, not a curated record